UCAAAAAAUUAUUAUGACUUUAGCUGGCAGAGUACGCGUUUGUGCAUUUACUCAUCCAUAAAUUUUUCCCCUUUUAGUUAGGUUUAGGCAUUGAGAGAUAUAGAGUGAGAGUAUCAAUAGAACAAGUUUAGCUAGCUAGCUAGUUAGCUCACACUCAAUCCUUCCUUCAAAAUCCCUUGAAAUAAACUAUAACCCUACUCACUCACAUUUCAUCAGCCUCCACACCUUCUUCUUCUGCAUUUCCCUCUCAGAUCUCAAGUUGCAAAUAAACUACUCCUACUAUAACCCUACUCACAAACUAGCAACUAGCAACACUCCAUUCUGAUCAUACCAAAAAGGAAAUGAAAAGGUUCCAUUUGGUACCUCGUGUGUAGUAGCAGUGUGAGAGAAAAUAAUAAUGAAGAAGCAAGUUACAAUACUCCUAGUCCUUUCUCUCAUUCUAGCCACACUCUCCCUCACCCUGUGUGCCAAUGCAGACGCAGUAGACCCAUCUCUUGUUUUCGAGAAUCCACGAAUCAGAAACGCAUACAUCGCCUUGCAAGCUUGGAAGGACGCCAUUCUUUCCGAUCCUCUAAACUUCACCACCAACUGGGUCGGAUCCAAUGUCUGCAACUACAACGGCAUUUACUGCACUCAAGCCCUCGACAAUCCCAAGAUCCGCACCGUCGCAGGCAUUGACCUCAACCACGGUGACAUUGCCGGAUAUCUCCCGGACGAGCUCGGCUUGCUCACAGAUCUUGCGCUCUUCCAUGUCAACUCCAACAGACUCUGUGGGACAGUUCCACAAACAUUUGAUAAGCUGAAGCUUCUCUUCGAGCUGGAUCUCAGUAACAACCGCCUCGCCGGAAAGUUCCCUGAGGUGGUUCUCCGGCUACCCUCUCUCAAAUUCUUGGACAUCAGGUUCAAUGAAUUUGAAGGGAAGGUACCUAGAGAGCUGUUUGAUAAGGAUCUUGACGCUAUUUUCAUCAACGAUAACCGUUUCGUUUUUGAACUCCCUGAAAAUUUCGGAAACUCACCGGUUUCUGUUAUUGUUCUGGCGAAUAACAAGUUCCACGGUUGCAUUCCGGCGAGCAUAGGGAACAUGUCGAACUUGAACGAGAUUAUUCUGAUGAACAACGCGUUUAGUGCUUGUUUGCCAUCGGAGAUUGGGAUGCUGAGAAACCUCACGGUGUUCGAUGUGAGUAUCAAUCAGCUCGUGGGUCCGUUGCCGGCGACGGUGGGGAACUGUGUGAGCUUGGAGCAGUUGAACGUGGCGCACAAUUUGUUUUCUGGGAAAAUCCCUGCUAGCAUUUGCAUGCUGCCGAAUCUUCAGAACUUCACUUAUUCGAACAAUUUCUUCACCGGCGAACCUCCGGCGUGUUUGGCGUUGUCGGCGUUUGACGACAAGAGGAACUGCUUGCCGGCGAGGCCGUUGCAGAGGACUCCGGCGGAAUGUAGCUCCUUUUUGUCGAAGCCGGUGGAUUGUAACUCGUUUGGGUGUAAACCGUUUCCAGGAGGGGGAGGAGGAGGAGGAGGAGGUUCACCUCUGCCACCGCCUGCGGUGGUUCCUUCACCUUCACCCCCGGGUGAUCCUGGCUUUACUCCGCCAUCGCUGCCACCUGGUCAGUCUCCAUCACUUUCUCCAGGUUCACCUCCAUCGCUUUCUCCAGGUUCUCCUCCAUCACCCGUUGUUGUGUCACCAUCUCCGCAGCCACCGUGGUCCCCUACUCCAACUCCACCACAUUCUGGUCAGACACCACCGCCAACUCAUUCACCUCACGAGCCUCCGCCAACUCCUGAUCAUAGCUCAUCGCCAAAUUAUUCACCUCACGCGCCACCUCCAACUCCUGAACAUAGCUCAUCGCCAAAUUAUUCACCUCACGCGCCACCGCCAACUCCUAAUCAUAGCUCCCCGCCAAAUAAUUCACCUCACGCGCCACCCCCAACUCCUAAUCAUAGCUCACCGCCAAAUCAUUCACCUCACUGGCAAACGCCGCCACCACCACCACCUUCUCCAUAUCAUAGCUCACCGCCAACCCAUUCACCUAACUCACCCCCGCCACCGCCUUCUCCAUAUCAUACCUCACCGCCGGCGCCACCUGCCCAUUCACCAUCUCCUAGUAUAGAACCUCCUCCACACCAAUCACAACCAUCUCCUGGAGAGCAUUCACCUCCGCCCCCACCAGGGCCACAACUACCUCACCUGCCACCACCUUCCCCAUCUCCCCUGCCCCCAGCAGGGCAUGUUUCUCCCCCUCCACCAGUCCAAUACUCUCCCCCAUCACCGCCACCAGUUCAAUUUACUUCUCCACCACCACCCCCUGUGCAUCACGGUUCUCCGCAGCGGCCACCAUCACCGCCGCCUUGCGAAACAACUCCCUCCCCACCUCCACCGGUUGUCUCAAGCCCACCACCACCUGCCCCAGUCUACGAAGGGCCUUUGCCACCCAUCUUUGUAGUCCCGUACGCCUCGCCUCCACCGCCACCUUACUAUUGAUACUUUUGAGACCCACCUUCACCUUCCUUCCCCUCUAGCUACGAAUAACAAAUGCUAUGAUAAGACAGCAUUUGUUCUUUAUUUAGAUGAAUGUCAUUAAUUUGUCGUCAAAAGAAAUAGACAAGAGUUUGCAGUCAAGUUAAGAAUGGCAGAGAAAAAAUGUAUGUAUAGAAUAGAGGGAUCAUAAUUCUUGGCUCUACAGAGACAAGUUAGCAGCUAGCAACUACACUUUGAGCAGCAGCUGCUGCUGAUGCAGGUUGUUUGUUGUUUGUGGGAUUUUAUUGUUAUUGCCUCUUUUAUAUCAUACUACUAUAUUUUGAAGUUUUGUUUCCAUUAUUUUGCUUUCCAAUUCUUAGUGUUGUAGUAGUAAUGAACAUAAGAACAUUUCAUGAUGUGUAUUGAUUUUCUGAAUUGAGUUGAGGAAGUAACUCUUUUUCUCUUA
Molecule: messenger RNA, 2918 nt
Organism: Lotus japonicus
Lineage: Eukaryota; Viridiplantae; Streptophyta; Magnoliopsida; Fabales; Fabaceae
Product: leucine-rich repeat extensin-like protein 4
Exons: 1
Coding region: 398-2476 (692 amino acids)
Molecular function (GO): protein binding
Source: RefSeq, a predicted model, not a curated record